This is a messenger RNA of Camellia sinensis, 2090 nucleotides long. RefSeq lists its product as uncharacterized. The record is from RefSeq and is a predicted model, not a curated record. NCBI's taxonomy places the organism in Eukaryota, Viridiplantae, Streptophyta, Magnoliopsida, Ericales, Theaceae.
CAGUCCUCAUCGCCAUUUCAAGAAUCAAUGAAGAAGAAGAUCAAUGAAUACAGCUCCCAUUCCUUUUUCUUCUGCUCCGUACGUUCCCUCUCUUCUCGCCUCUUCUCUGCCUUUCUUUUUCUCUGUUCAUUAUUUCUGUAGGUUUUGCUACUGCCAUUUUGAACUCUCACAGAGUUAGAGAGAGAGAUGAAGCUUAAACAUGCCAAGGAUGAGCAUCCACUGAUCCUCAGUGAAGAGAAGAAUGAUGAUCGCAAAAUUUUUUGCAACGGGUGUGCGCAGCUAAUAUCAGGUUUCACAUAUAGUUGCAGAAUUUGUUCAUUCUUUCUGCACAAAUUUUGUGCGGAAUUACCUGCAGAGAUUAAACAUCCAAUGCACCCACAACACCCGCUUACCCUUCUUUCACGACGGCCUAUUGAACUUUUUGUUAAUCCUUCUAGUGUCCAGCGUAGUCUCUGCUUCAAAUCAUACGUCUAUGGUUGUGAAAUUUGUGGUUUCGACCUCGAAUUGGAUAAUGCUUUGAGAGUACAUAGUAUUCAACACAAAAGUCAUGAACACCCACUGAGUCCCUUGCUCAGCUCGGCCUUGUUCACAUGUGAUGCUUGUGGCACAAAACGUCAAGGCAUUUCUUAUAUGUGUAACACAUGUUCCUUUUGGAUCCAUCAGGACUGUGCUUCAUUACCAACCACAUUCAAACAUGGAGGGCACGGUCAUCGUCUCACCCUUGCUUAUUCUCCUUCAGAUAUAAAUCUCAAAGGACCUCGGGACUGUCGUAUUUGUAAGGAGCAGUUGGAGGAUUAUUACUGGUUUUAUCAUUGUGAAGGAUGCCAAUAUUUUGCUCAUUUGAAUUGCUCAACAAUGACCAUGGACAGAAAAACUGAGAUCGAGGAUGAGGAUCUUGAUGAGGCCAAAUUGAUCCACUUGCCCGUGUCUAAUGAUUCAGUUCAUCUACUUAGCGAAUUUGUCAGGCAAAUCAGCCAUGGGGACAACAACAAAGAAGCAUUUGAUCAAAUUAGUCAUGAAUCAUACAAUCUAAAUGGUCAAUUUGCAAAGCAGGUCAGCCUGGUAGACAAGAGAGAAGUAAAGAUCGAUCAUUUUAGUCAUAACCAUCUAUUAACCCUUUUUGAUGCGCAAAGUAAUGAAGAUUUGUGUUUUAUCGUGAAUAAGAAGAAGAAUGACAAGGUAUGCGAUGUGUGUGUACAACCCAUCUCAGCUCCAUUUUACGGUUGUAGUCUAUGUGAUUUUCUUCUACACAAAUUGUGCGCUGAGCUACCCACGGUGCUGAAGCAUCCAUGUCAUUCACACCAACUCAUCCUCUUCAAAAAGAACCUUGAAGGUUUUGAUAUCUUUAAAUGCAUCGGCUGUAGAAAUAUUUGCAAUGGAUAUACCUUCACAUGUGUCGAGUGCAAAGAUUAUUACCUUGACAUUAAGUGUGCUGCCCUACCAAAGUUCAUAAUGCAUGAAGUUCAUGAACACCCCCUCAAACUAAGGAAGGAUUGUCAAAUUGAAGGUUGUGUUGCAUGUGAUAGAAGUGUUGAGCUAUUCUCAUUUGGAUGCAGCACUUGCAAUUUCAACUUACACUAUACAUGUGCUCUGUUGCCCCGUACAAUUACGCACAGGUAUGACGAACAUCCCUUCAUCCUUACUUAUAACACUAUUGUUAUUGAAGAUGAUCCAGAUGAGUAUAUCUGUGAAUUCUGCGAGGAAGACAUAAAUCCGAAUUUUUGGUUCUAUCAUUGUGUCAAAUGCGACCAUUCUGCUUGUGCCAGAUGCAUUUAUAAGGAGGAAGAGAUAUAUCCAAAUAUCAAUUGGGGGAGCACCUAUAACUUUGAUGGUCACUGUCACCCCCUUACUUUGGUUGUAGUCACCAAUAAGAACACCAUAUGCGACUACUGUGAUGGAGGUUAUCGACAUUUUUAUAAUGGUAUUGGAUUUAAAUGUGUGUUGUGUAACUUUAUGUUCCAUCCAUUUUGUGCUUUUCCCGGCGCAAUCAAGGCUUGAUGCCUAACAAAUUACAAAUAACAUUGACAAUAACCAUUGUUGUUGUUUGAUGCAAUUUAUAGAAUCUAUUUAUAGCUUAUUUUAUUUUGAAA